AUGUGCGACAUAUACAGCUUGGACCCUCACGGCGUGUCUCCACCAUGCAACAUGAGUUGGGCGAUGGAGCCUGCUAACUUCUACGAGAGCGCCAAGCUCGGGGGUCCGCCGGCGGGGCCGUGCAAGCCGGCCGUCCGAGCAGAGGAGGGGGCCACCAUGGUGGAACUCACGGCUCCGGCCAUGUACGACGACGAGAGCGCCAUCGAUUUCAGCCAGUACAUCGAGUCCAUGACAUCCGUGCCCAACCUAGAGCUGUGCAACGAUGAGCUCUUCCUCGACCUCUUCAACACGGUCAAGCAGGAGAAGGCGGAGAUGUACGUUGCGCAGGGCGCAGUGCAGCCCGGGUGCGCGACCCCAUAUGCCAUGGAGCGGAGGUCGGACCCAGUCAUACUGGACAACAAGGGUCCAUUCGGGGCGCCCAUCAAGCAGGAAUCCGACUGGAGUGACAGCGACGUGUCAUCGUCGCUGCCGUGCCAAAUUGAAACCUGCGCCCAGACCUCCGUCAGCCUCCCCACGGGGCAACCCACACCGCCCACCACACCGGAACCUGUUUCGGCGAAGGGCUCGCCGCGCAAGUCCGGUCGGGAGAAGUCGAAGAAGACUGUGGACAGGUUCAGCAUGGAAUACCGACAGCGGCGGGAGAGGAAUAACAUCGCCGUUCGGAAAAGCAGGGACAAAGCCAAGAUGCGCAACUUGGAGAUGCAGCAAAAACUGAUCGAGUUAAGCUCAGAGAACGAUAGACUGCACAAAACAAUAGAGCAGCUGACCAGGGAGCUCGGGGGCCUACGCGAGUUCUUCAAGCAGAUGCCCGGUGCCUCCUAUGCGGGGAGCGUUAGCGCUGAGUGUCGGUGA
Molecule: messenger RNA, 852 nt
Organism: Nerophis lumbriciformis (worm pipefish)
Lineage: Eukaryota; Metazoa; Chordata; Actinopteri; Syngnathiformes; Syngnathidae
Source: RefSeq, a predicted model, not a curated record